Molecule: messenger RNA, 2502 nt
Organism: Sclerotinia sclerotiorum 1980 UF-70
Lineage: Eukaryota; Fungi; Ascomycota; Leotiomycetes; Helotiales; Sclerotiniaceae
Exons: 10
Coding region: 1-2502 (833 amino acids)
Biological process (GO): transmembrane transport
Molecular function (GO): oligopeptide transmembrane transporter activity
Source: RefSeq, a predicted model, not a curated record
AUGAUAUCUAUAUCAUCAAACUCGUGGCCUUUGGAUUCGCUACCGGAUGUAGUCAAGAAAGGAGUUGACGAAUUACAUGAACUCGCAAAUCCCCCUAUUCAGGAUCAGUCCACCAUUGACGAGAACCUAGAAAAGUGCAUUAUCAACGUGUUGCAGGGAACAAGUGCUCGUUCAGGAAGUCGUCAAGCAAUAUCGUACAGUAGCUUUUACGCUAAGCCUUUUUCCCUUGGCUCCUUAUCUGUCAACAUGGUCCACCAUUUGUUGAAUACGGGGAUGCAAGGAGAGCUGUAUCUAUCGUAUCCAUCGAGAAUCGAAGAUUCGUCGGGCACGCUGCCGUUCUGGAGCCGUCCGCUUGCUUUUGGGAAAGAUAUCAACCACAAAAUAUUGAUCCAGGUCCCUGACCGCGGUUGCACGACAUAUGUGCAUCGAGAACGGGGGGAUUCUACAUCUCAAAACUCCAUAGAAUCCCCUAUCUCCGAAAAGAAGACUGCGGAUAUUGAGAUCGAAGCUGUCGACUCAAACGAUUUUCAGGAUAUUCCCAGUGAGAAAAUCAUCGUACCUGGAGAAGACGAUGUCGUCAUCGACCCUCGUCUGAAAGAUUAUCCUAUUCCUUUGCUGGCGAAGACUGUUGACCUGCACAAUGACCCGACUGAACCAAUCCUCACGUUCCGAUUUUGGUUUUGUUCUACUUUUUGGGUGGUUAUUGGAUGUGGAGUUUCUUCAUUCUACUACUUUAAGCCAUAUUCCAUGAACCUUACGAGUUAUGCCGUGCAACUCUUGUCUUGGGGUAUGGGUACGGGCAUGGCCGCUUACUUGCCAAAGCGAGUCUUCAAUACCUUUGGUUUCAAAUGGAGUCUUAACCCAGGGCCAUGGAAUGCAAAGGAACACGCUCUCAUUGUGGUAGCUUAUUGGGGUAGUUGCUACACUGCGUACGGUCUCGGUCCACUCUCUGCGAUGGAAUUAUACUAUGGUCGCAAGAUAAAUGCUGGUUGGGGAAUUCUAUUCCUCAUCACGACCCAAAUGAUAGGUUAUGGAUUUGCAGGACUCUUUCGGGAUAUCCUCGUUCGACCUCCUAACAUCUACUAUCCGGGAGUUUUACCAAACGUGUCUCUGUUCAAUGCCAUGCACAAGAAUCCGGCUGUCACGAAGAAAUCCCUUAAAUUCUUCACUAUUGUUGCGUGUUGCGCAUUCUGUUAUGAAUGGUUUCCUUCAGUUAUCUUUCCACUUUUGAGCUCAAUUCCAUUGAUUUGCUACUUUGGCCACGGUAAUUGGAAGGCAUAUGUGAUGGGGUCUGGAUAUAAUGGCUUUGGAUUUCUCGAUAUCAGCUUGGAUUGGAACUACGUCUCCUUUUUCUCACCUCUUUAUACACCGCUCUGGGCAAAUGCGAAUCAAUUCAUGGGUGCAAUUCUAGCAUGCUGGAUGAUUUACCCUCUUUUGUACUUCACCAACAGCCUCAACGCGUUGAACUUCGCCCCUAUGGGCUCUGGUACGUGGGAUGACACUGGCGCCAAGUACAAUAUUUCCCGGAUACUCAAACCAGAUUUCACGCUGGAUCACGAAGCAAUGGAUGCUUAUUCUACACCCUAUUGGUCUGCAUCUUAUGCUCUUCAAUUUUUCUUUGGGUUUGCUGCAUCUACUGGAGCCAUGGUAUACUCAGUGCUGUGGUAUGGUAAACCAGCUUACCAGGGAAUGAAAGAUGCUUUUAGAAAUAGAAGGAGUAAUUAUAAUGAUCCUUACCUUAAGCUGAUGGAAAUACACCCUCGCGUCCCACAUUGGUGGUAUGCAAUUUUGUUGCUCAUCUGCUCUGGACUUGCCAUCGGUCAACUCUAUGGAGGUGAAAUGCAACUUCCUUGGUGGGGCUUUAUAGUUAUUGCAGUUAUCUCAUGUAUAUUCACAUUUCCAAAUGGAGUCCUUUGGGGCAUCGCAAAUAUGCAAGUCGGAAUGCAAUAUCUAUCCGAGGUGAUAGCUGGAGCUCUUUUCCCGGGCAAACCUCUGGCUGUUCUUACGUGUAUGGUCUACGGCCGACAGAUCCUGGAGCAGAAUCUCAACUUGAUCUCUGAUUACAAGUUUGGUUUCUAUAUGAAGAUCCCAGAAACGGAGAUGUUUAUAGGCCAGAUGUAUGGUACACUUUUGGGCCCUUUCAUCAACUACGGAAUGAUGAGAUUCAUCAUUGACUCCGAAGGCCCAAAAUUAACUGGCGCCGUUGCCUCGCAAGCCUGGAAUGCCGUUAAGACCCGCAAUUACUAUUCCCUUUCUGUAAUUUGGGGAGUUCUUGGCCCUAAGAUCUUCUUCGGGCACGAUUCCAUAUACAAAUGGAUUUGCUAUGGAUUUUUCCUUGGUCCCAUACUUGUCAUCUUGACCUAUAUCGUCCAUAAAUGGAAACCUCAUUGGAAGAUCGAGGAAAGAUGCAAUCCUACAUUGAUUUGCUACGGUGCUACUUUCUUCCCGGUAUACCAGACAACGAAUUUGUUUACUAGUGCUGCUUUCUCUGUAUUUUUCUAA